Hibiscus syriacus is the source of this 798-nucleotide messenger RNA. Its product is annotated as VQ motif-containing protein 22-like. NCBI's taxonomy places the organism in Eukaryota, Viridiplantae, Streptophyta, Magnoliopsida, Malvales, Malvaceae. The coding region runs from base 55 to 798 and encodes 247 amino acids. The record is from RefSeq and is a predicted model, not a curated record. The transcript has a single exon.
UAUAUAUAUACCCAAUUAUUCUUCUAUAGUUUUAGCUUAUUUUGUGCUUUGGACAUGAGGGAAACCAUGUCUUCUUGGCCACAGUUUUACGAUCAAAAUCUUUCUAAUCAGGACUUAUCGAAUGGCGUUAGUGUCAUCACAUCAGAAUCUGUGUUCGGCGACCAGGGUUCCGAUCCUUCCGGCUUCGUUAAAACUCCUACGAUCACCACGAGCACCGCUCCGGCGAACUCGUUAGGCUCGGGACUAGGCGGUGGAUCGAGUGGUGGUCAUUUGAGUCCCGAAGGCCGCGUCGGGAAGUCAGCUAGAAGACGAUCAAGAGCUUCGAGACGAACCCCUACCACCUUGCUCAACACGGAUACCACGAAUUUCCGAGCCAUGGUGCAACAAUUCACCGGUGGUCCGAGUGCUCCUUUCGCAGCAGGAGGUUCUCACCCCAGUGGGGCGAAUUUCGGGUUCGGGUUCGGAACCCGCCAAUCCCAUGUUAACCCUAAUAACACCCUCGUGCUUCCUCCCACUGGUUUUCAGCUGCAAUAUCAACAGCAGCAGCAACAGAAUCAAUUACUCCACCACCACCCCCAAAACCAGCCGUUUAUCUUUUCAUUGAACCGAAGCGAUAAUAAUAAUCCGGGGACGAGGGAGGUCUUCUUUCAAAGAUUGGGCGGUGGCGGUGGCAACCAAAGGGCAACCGUGGAAGGCGGUGGUGGAGUGUCGCAAGGGUUAGUUGGGGAGGGUGUUUCCACACAGGUUCCUGGUUCUAGAACAUCAGCCUCGUCCAAUGAGAAUAGGGUCAUGUUUUGA